Messenger RNA from Fusarium redolens, 339 nucleotides. RefSeq names its product GTP cyclohydrolase 1 type 2/Nif3. The record is from RefSeq and is a predicted model, not a curated record. The transcript has 2 exons. The coding region runs from base 1 to 339 and encodes 112 amino acids. NCBI's taxonomy places the organism in Eukaryota, Fungi, Ascomycota, Sordariomycetes, Hypocreales, Nectriaceae.
AUGACAACCGCUACCCGCUUCAGACUCGUCUUCAACGUGCCCACAUUGUCGCUAACUAAAUGCAAAGAGGCCAUUUUCGCAGCUGGAGCGGGUCGCUACCCCGGACCGGGUAAUUAUACUGAGUGCUGCUGGACUGUUGUUGGGACUGGCCAGUUUCGUCCAGGCGAUGCAGCCAAGCCACAUCUUGGCCAAGUUGGCCAGCUAGAGGAAGUUGAAGAAGCUAGGGUUGAAACAAUUUGCGUGGGCGAAGACGUUGCCAGGGAUGCAGUCAAAGCUCUGAAACGCGCCCAUCCAUAUGAAGAGCCCUCCUACUCUGUGUAUCGGCUAGAGGACUUCUGA